Molecule: messenger RNA, 1785 nt
Organism: Drepanopeziza brunnea f. sp. 'multigermtubi' MB_m1
Lineage: Eukaryota; Fungi; Ascomycota; Leotiomycetes; Helotiales; Drepanopezizaceae
Source: RefSeq, a predicted model, not a curated record
AUGGCGCCGUUACCGCACGCAGGCCGCAUCGCCGGUACCAAUAGACGGUUUCUCGAGCGACCCACGAUAGGUGAGCAUUCACCGAUCCUGCCGCCUCUCUACACAUCAACAUUCGCCUCGAACUGCCCGUCCGACUUCGACUACGACCUCGACCUCGACCUCGACUCCGACUAUACCACUUCUCCCCAGUCCAUUCGAGCCCUCUACGCCCAGUCCUUUCACGAUCGUUCAGCCUCGUCGUAUAGCCGACCGGCGAGACGAAUGAGGAAAAAUAUGAAGGAGAUGACGGGAUUUGGGACAACGGACGAAGAAUUUGAGGCCCUGCCAAGUGCCGUGAGGAAGAAGUACUUCUCUACCCUGGAGCGCCUGAGCUACGCCCAGGAUUCCCGCUUGAGAGCUGCACACGAGCUCCCGAUCCAAAGUCACCGAAAGAGCUCUCUAGCGGACCGCCGAGGCGUGAACGUCAAUCUCAUUGAACCUGGACGGCUGGCUACUCACCGGCAGCAUAUGAAUUCGAGACGACAAUCUACUGCUAGUCUUGAGGAGUCAUGGUUUUUGAAUUUUCCAAACUCAAUCAAGAAUAAGCAUUCCUUGUCGCGGAAAAAACAAACAUCGCUUGCAAGCCGCUCGCGAGACAGUCUCACUCUCACCGACGACGACGAAGAAACAUUGAACAGAGUGACGCGGCAGGGCAGGAACUUUUCACCAAUGUCUGGCCUUUCGCUAUCUGAUACUGCCCGAGAAAGUACAGACAGUCUUCGACCAAAUACACAGGGGAAAUCCACCUCGAACAUGGCCUCACAGAUGUACGAAAGCUUCCGAUGGAUGGACGAGGAGCAGGAUUUGGAUCUGAAGCUAGCGCUGGACGACUACCAUGCCAAUUUGGAUGGAGUUGUCCUUCCUACGACCUCUAGCAUCCGACGUCCCUCAUUUCGACGACAAUUGUCAGUCUCUAAAAUACCAUUCGGCAGAAAUUCGAUAUCUACCUUGCCAGAAUCCGAGCCUUCACCCACCCAUGGCCGUCAUAGAUCUCGAACCAUGUCUCUAGGAGAACCAAAACAAGAGAUCUCGAAUUUAUCGAUAGUAGCUAUCGACCCUAGUACGACCCACUAUCAAGAUCCCGAGGCCCGACUAAAGCUUCGAGUUUACUUGGCGUCCCCAAAGAAUUUCGAUGAGGCUAUCGAGUUCGGUUUCCCUUCUAUGGACGGGCUGACCGAUAACGCGGAAAAGAUGAAUAAGCCUCCAGUGUGUAAGUCGGUGGACGCUGGAAGAGAGGAGAAAUCAUUUAGCAUCGAGCGAGAUCAAUCUUUCUACAACGAUGAUACAGUUUCGUCGUUCGAAGACGACAUAUCCAUGGCGGAUCCGGACUCGCCAUUGACUCCACGAGGCGAGCUGGGCUUCCGUCCCCAAAACCGGACACUGACGACGUCUGCAUCCAGUCGUUGUAUGACCCUCCCCGACUUUACAAAUCCCGCUUCCAGCAGGCCCGUGUUGUUGAAGCAAGCAGAACCUUUUACACACAACAACAAUGCAGGAAGUAGAGAAAUGACCUUGCGGAUGACCCUCACACGGCCUGAUCUCCGGGCGGACGAGACGGCUAUAUACGGGUGGCAGCAAUGCAAGAGCCGGAUACCUGAAGAGCCGUCGAGAUCACUCGACGAGAAGUCAUCUCUAAAAAGCUCACUUGGUGGAUAUGCGGAUGGAUGGGGAUCAGCCGAGAAGGAGACGGGGGUGGUGAAGAGGUUUUGGAAAAAAGUCAAAAGCACGCAGAGGAAGGCCACGUAA